Clavispora lusitaniae ATCC 42720 is the source of this 852-nucleotide messenger RNA. Lineage: Eukaryota; Fungi; Ascomycota; Pichiomycetes; Serinales; Metschnikowiaceae. The record is from RefSeq and is a predicted model, not a curated record.
AUGCUCCCAUAUCAGAGAUUUGUGCCAGAUAUGACCUACCCUAGGUCUCAGAUUCCUCCUUGUACUGCAACCUUAACUCCUCAAAACUAUCCAUUUCCCUCUCCGGCUCAUUAUCAAGAGAAGUCGCCUGCUUCAUAUAUCCUACCCACUCGUAUCACUCCCGUGGGGCCUCCCUCACUACCAUAUCAUGCAAACCCAAGCCAAUAUGGUUAUCCAUUUCCAAGUUCCUUCCCUUCAUCACUAUUUCCCCCACAGACUGUGGGAGUUCAAGUAGACAGACGACCAAGUUAUGCUGGUGCGUCUGUUAUUGGUGUUGACGAUUCUCCACAGAAAAGCUACGGAUUUAUAAAUCAUGGCCCCAUCUUGAAUAAUAACGUCUACAACGUGAACUAUGCUCAAACUCCAAUUCCAGUGGGGAUGGCCACGCAGAAAAUACUACCGGCACCUAAAUACACUUGUGAAACAUGCGGUAAGAGCUUUCAAAAAUCCAGUAAUCUCAGAGGCCACAUGAGAAUCCAUUCAGCGAAGAGGCCAUACAAGUGUCCCAUUUGUUCCAAGACUUUUGCCCGUUCCCAUGACCAAAAACGACAUUACCUUGUGCAUGGAGGCGAAAAACGAUUCAAAUGUGGCGGAUAUUUGAAAAACGGCAAGAAAUGGGGGUGCGGGAGGAUGUUUGCCCGAUCAGAUGCAUUAAGCCGUCAUCUACGAACGGAAUCGGGAUCACUUUGCGUCAAGGCUCUUGAAGACGAGGCCAAAGAGGAAAGGGCCAGAAGUGAAUUGACAAAGGAACAUUACGUUCCAAACUCAAAGCCAUUCCCACAAUAUCUUCCAUUCCAGAAUGCAUUGCAUUGA